This is a messenger RNA of Naumovozyma dairenensis CBS 421, 555 nucleotides long. It is a transcript of the gene RPL17A, whose product is annotated as 60S ribosomal protein uL22. The coding region runs from base 1 to 555 and encodes 184 amino acids. Gene Ontology annotation, biological process: cytoplasmic translation. Lineage: Eukaryota; Fungi; Ascomycota; Saccharomycetes; Saccharomycetales; Saccharomycetaceae. The record is from RefSeq and is a predicted model, not a curated record. The transcript is spliced from 2 exons. Gene Ontology annotation, cellular component: cytosolic large ribosomal subunit; ribosome. Gene Ontology annotation, molecular function: structural constituent of ribosome.
AUGGCUAGAUACGGUGCUACUUCCACUAACCCAGCUAAGUCUGCCUCUGCUCGUGGUUCCUACUUACGUGUUUCCUUCAAGAACACUAGAGAAACUGCUCAAGCUGUUUCCGGUUGGGAAUUGACCAAGGCUCAAAAAUACUUGGACCAAGUUUUGGAACACCAAAGAGCUAUCCCAUUCAGAAGAUUUAACUCUUCUAUUGGUAGAACUGCCCAAGGUAAGGAAUUUGGUGUUACCAAGGCUAGAUGGCCAGCCAAGUCCGUUAAGUUCGUCCAAGGUUUGUUGCAAAAUGCUGCUGCCAACGCUGAAGCUAAAGGUUUAGAUGCUACUAAAUUGUACGUCUCUCACAUCCAAGUUAACCAAGCUCCAAAGCAAAGAAGAAGAACUUACAGAGCUCACGGUAGAAUUAACAAGUACGAAUCUUCUCCAUCUCACAUUGAAUUGGUUGUUACCGAAAGAGAAGAAGCUGUCGAAAAGGCUGCUGAAAAGAAGGUUGUUAGAUUAUCUUCCAGACAAAGAGGUAGAAUCGCUGCUCAAAAGCGUAUCUCUGCUUAA